GUUUGAAGCCGCAGCUGAUUCUCGGACAUCAUGCUGCCAGGAUUCAGCAGCCGGCUCUGGCUGCAGGCGGCGCUGCUGCUCCUGAUUGCAGUCCCGGAGACCAGGUCUCGGCAGAUCAGCAGUGUGACCUGCGAGGGCUCCCGGGCGCAGCUCAAAUGUGGGUCAGGACAGGUCAUCUCCGUCGUCAAAGCCAAUUACGGACGUCUGGACGCAACCAAGUGUGCAACCGGGAGGCCCAGAUCUCAGACCGCCAACACCCAGUGCUCCAACCCUGCACGGAAGCUGUCCCUGAUCUGUAACGGGAGAGCCAGCUGCAGCAUCGGCGCCACCAACUCCGUGUUCGGAGACCCGUGCCGCGGAACCUACAAGUACCUGGAGGUGGACUUCGUCUGUAAGAAACGUCAAAAGAGGAAUGGUCAGAGGAAGAGUUUGACCUGCGAGGGAAGAACAGCUAAACUCCGAUGCGGUGCUGGAAGGGUGAUCUCCGUCGUCAAAGCCAACUAUGGACGUCUGGACAAGAGGAGGUGCUCCAGAGGAAGAUCGAGGGCUCAGCUUGGAAACGUUCGCUGCAAGAAUCCUGCAAAGAAAGUAGCUCAGAGGUGUAACGGCAAGAGAAGGUGCAACCUCAAAGCCAGUAACUCCGUGUUUGGAGACCCAUGCCGUGGCACCUACAAAUACCUGGAGGUGGAUUUCGUCUGUAAGAAACGCCAGAAGAAGAAUAAGAAUGGUCGGAAAAAGAGGGUGACCUGCGAGGGAAAAACAGCUAAACUCCGAUGCGGUGCUGGAAGGGUGAUCUCCGUCGUCAAAGCCAAUUAUGGACGUCUGGACGGGAAGAAGUGCUCCAGAGGAAGAUCGAGGGCUCAGCUUGGAAACGUUCGCUGCAAGAAUCCUGCAAAGAAAGUAGCUCAGAGGUGUAACGGCAAGAGAAGGUGCAACCUCAGAGCCAGUAACUCUGUGUUUGGAGACCCAUGCCGUGGCACCUACAAAUACCUGGAGGUGGAUUUCGUCUGUAAGAAACGCCAGAAGAAGAAUAAGAAUGGUCGGAAAAAGAGGGUGACCUGCGAGGGAAAAACAGCUAAACUCAGAUGCGGUGCUGGAAAGGUGAUCUCCGUCGUCAAAGCCAACUAUGGACGUCUGGACGGGAAGAAGUGCUCCAGAGGAAGAUCGAGGGCUCAGCUUGGAAACGUUCGCUGCAAGAAUCCUGCAAAGAAAGUAGCUCAGAGGUGUAACGGCAAGAGAAGGUGCAACCUCAGAGCCAGUAACUCUGUGUUUGGAGACCCAUGCCGUGGCACCUACAAAUACCUGGAGGUGGAUUUCGUCUGUAAGAAACGUCAAAAGAAGAAUAAGAAUGGUCGGAAAAAGAGGGUGACUUGCGAGGGAAAAACAGCUAAACUCAGAUGCGGUGCUGGAAAGGUGAUCUCCGUUGUCAAAGCCAACUAUGGACGUCUGGACGGGAAGAAGUGCUCCAGAGGAAGAUCGAGGGCUCAGCUUGGAAACGUUCGCUGCAAGAAUCCUGCAAAGAAAGUAGCUCAGAGGUGUAACGGCAAGAGAAGGUGCAACCUCAGAGCCAGUAACUCUGUGUUUGGAGACCCAUGCCGUGGCACCUACAAAUACCUGGAGGUGGAUUUCGUCUGUAAGAAACGUCAAAAGAAGAAUAAGAAUGGUCGGAAAAAGAGGGUGACUUGCGAGGGAAAAACAGCUAAACUCAGAUGCGGUGCUGGAAAGGUGAUCUCCGUUGUCAAAGCCAACUAUGGACGUCUGGACGGGAAGAAGUGCUCCAGAGGAAGAUCGAGGGCUCAGCUUGGAAACGUUCGCUGCAAGAAUCCUGCAAAGAAAGUAGCUCAGAGGUGUAACGGCAAGAGAAGGUGCAACCUCAGAGCCAGUAACUCUGUGUUUGGAGACCCAUGCCGUGGCACCUACAAAUACCUGGAGGUGGAUUUCGUCUGUAAGAAACGCCAGAAGAAGAAUAAGAAUGGUCGGAAAAAGAGGGUAACCUGCGAGGGAAAAACAGCUAAACUCCGAUGCGGUGCUGGAAGGGUGAUCUCCGUCGUCAAAGCCAACUAUGGACGUCUGGACGGGAAGAAGUGCUCCAGAGGAAGAUCGAGGGCUCAGCUUGGAAACGUUCGCUGCAAGAAUCCUGCAAAGAAAGUAGCUCAGAGGUGUAACGGCAAGAGAAGGUGCAACCUCAGAGCCAGUAACUCUGUGUUUGGAGACCCAUGCCGUGGCACCUACAAAUACCUGGAGGUGGAUUUCGUCUGUAAGAAACGCCAGAAGAAGAAUAAGAAUGGUCGGAAAAAGAGGGUGACCUGCGAGGGAAAAACAGCUAAACUCCGAUGCGGUGCUGGAAGGGUGAUCUCCGUCGUCAAAGCCAACUAUGGACGUCUGGACGGGAAGAAGUGCUCCAGAGGAAGAUCGAGGGCUCAGCUUGGAAACGUUCGCUGCAAGAAUCCUGCAAAGAAAGUAGCUCAGAGGUGUAACGGCAAGAGAAGGUGCAACCUCAGAGCCAGUAACUCUGUGUUUGGAGACCCAUGCCGUGGCACCUACAAAUACCUGGAGGUGGAUUUCGUCUGUAAGAAACGCCAGAAGAAGAAUAAGAAUGGUCGGAAAAAGAGGGUGACCUGCGAGGGAAAAACAGCUAAACUCCGAUGCGGUGCUGGAAAGGUGAUCUCCGUCGUCAAAGCCAACUAUGGACGUCUGGACGGGAAGAAGUGCUCCAGAGGAAGAUCGAGGGCUCAGCUUGGAAACGUUCGCUGCAAGAAUCCUGCAAAGAAAGUAGCUCAGAGGUGUAACGGCAAGAGAAGGUGCAACCUCAAAGCCAGUAACUCCGUGUUUGGAGACCCAUGCCGUGGCACCUACAAAUACCUGGAGGUGGAUUUCGUCUGUAAGAAACGCCAGAAGAAGAACAAGGAUGAUCGGAAAAAGAGAGUGACCUGCGAGGGAAAAACAGCUAAACUCCGAUGCGGUGCUGGAAGGGUGAUCUCCGUCGUCAAAGCCAACUAUGGACGUCUGGACGGGAAGAAGUGCUCCAGAGGAAGAUCGAGGGCUCAGCUUGGAAACGUUCGCUGCAAGAAUCCUGCAAAGAAAGUAGCUCAGAGGUGUAACGGCAAGAGAAGGUGCAACCUCAGAGCCAGUAACUCUGUGUUUGGAGACCCAUGCCGUGGCACCUACAAAUACCUGGAGGUGGAUUUCGUCUGUAAGAAACCAAAGCGCAAAGAUGGAAAGAGCAAAGAGGACAAGACCAAAGACAAUGAGACCAAAGACGAUGACAGCAAAGCUGCAAAGAGCAAAGACGAUGAGACCAAAGAAGAUGAGAGCAAAUCUGGAAAAAGCAGAGAUGGAAGGAGCAGACUUGGCGAGAACAAAGACGAUGAGAGCAAAGACGAUGAGAGCAAAGCUGCAAAUAACAAAGAUGAUGAGAGCAAAGAUGAGCAGAGCAAAGCUGAUGAGACCAAAAGCGUGACCUGCGAGGGAAAAACAGCUAAACUCCGAUGCAGUGCUGGAAAGGUGAUCUCCGUCGUCAAAGCCAACUAUGGACGUGUCGAUGGGAACAAGUGUGCCGGAAGAAGACCAAGGGCUCAGCUGAGAAACAUUCGCUGCAAAAAUCCGGCUAAAAAAGUUGCUCAGAAGUGUAACGGCAAGAGAAGGUGCAACAUCAAAGCCAGUAACUCCGUGUUUGGAGACCCAUGCCGUGGCACCUACAAAUACCUGGAGGUGGAUUUCGUCUGUCAGGAACCUGAGAGCAAAGAUCGUCAGAGCAAAGAUGGCGACAGCAAAGAUGCUGAGAACAACAGCGUGACCUGCGAGGGGUCCAUGGCUCAGCUCAAAUGUGAAUCUGGACAGGUGAUCUCUGUCGUCAAGGCCAACUAUGGACGUCUGGAUGGGAAGAAGUGUUCCAGAGGAAGACCGAGGGCUCAGCUGAGAAACGCUGCCUGCAAAAAUCCUGCAAACAAAGUAUCUGAGAAAUGUGAUGGCAAACAAAAGUGCUUCAUCAAAGCCAGCAACUCGGUGUUUGGAGACCCAUGUCGCGGCACAUACAAAUACCUGGAAGUGGAUUUCGUCUGUCGGGAAGCCAAGAAGAAAGCUGGUGAGAUCAACAGCGUGACCUGUGAGGGUGCCACAGCCAAGCUCAGAUGUGCCGUUGGACAGGUUAUCUCCAUCCUUGAAGCCAAUUAUGGACGUCUGGAAUCCGGCAAGUGCGCCAAAGGAAGGCCAAAGUCUCAGCUGAGAAACGUCAAAUGCUCAAAUCCUGCAAGCAAAGUUUCUGAGACAUGUGACGGGAAAAGAAGCUGCAACAUCAGAGCCAGUAACUCAAUGUUCGGAGAUCCGUGCCGUGGCACCUACAAAUACCUGGAAGUGGACUACGUCUGUCAGGAACCGGAGCCCAAGCCUCGUGAAAUCAGCAGUGUGACGUGCGAAGGCUCCAGGGCUCAGCUCAAAUGCGAUCUUGGAAAGGUCAUCUCUGUGGUCAAAGCCAACUACGGACGUCUGGAUUCGAAGAAGUGCUCCAGAAGACGACCCGGGCGCCAGCUGAGAAACGUCCAGUGCUCAAAUCCUGCAAACCAAGUUUCUGAGCAAUGUAACGGAAAGAGGCGGUGUUCCAUCAGAGCCGUGAACUCGGUGUUCGGAGACCCGUGUCGAGGCACCUACAAGUACCUGGAGGUGGACUACGUCUGCCAGGAACCCGAGAGCAGAGCCGGUGGGAAGAACAGCGUGACGUGCGAAGGUUCCACGGCCCAGCUCAAAUGUGAUGCUGGACAGGUCAUCUCCAUCAUUAAAGCUAAUUAUGGACGUCUGGACGGGAGGAAGUGUGCCAGAGGACGACCGAAGUCCCAGCUGAACAACGUCAAAUGCUCAAACCCCGCAAACAAAGUUUCAAACCAAUGUGACGGCAAACAGACCUGUUCUAUCAGAGCCAGCAACUCAGUGUUCGGAGACCCGUGCCGCGGAACGUACAAGUACCUGGAGGUGGACUACAUCUGUCAGGCUCCGAGACUUCGGACCAGAGGACUGACCAACGUGGUCUCCUGUGAAGGAUCUGCGGCAGUGCUCAAGUGCGACAACUGCGGGGUGAUCACGGUCAAGAGUGCAUACUACGGCCGGCGUGACAGGACCACCUGCUCCGAAGGUCGACCGGCGGCUCAGCUGAGGAACAGCCAGUGCUUCAACCCUACCGGGAAAGUGGCCGAGAGCUGCGACGGGAAAACCACCUGCAUCAUCAGAGCCAGCAACUCGGUGUUCGGAGACCCGUGUGGCGGAACCUACAAGUACCUGGAGGUGGACUACACCUGUGAACUGCACGAGCAGUCGUCCCGCCAGUCCCACAGCGUGACCUGCGAGGGCUCCGUGGCUCAGUUCCAGUGCGAACCCGGACAGGUCAUCUCCAUCCUCAAGGCCAACUACGGACGUCUGGACGAGAACACAUGCGCCGCCGGGAGGCCCAAGGCUCAGACCCGCAACGUGAAAUGCUCCAACCCCGCCAACGAAGUUUCUCAGCUCUGUCAAGGCAAAAGCAGCUGCUCGGUCGGCGCCAGCAACUCGGUGUUCGGAGACCCGUGUGGCGGAACGUACAAGUACCUGGAGGUGGACUACAUGUGUCUCAUCCGCAGUGUGACCUGUGAGGGGAACGUGUCUCAGAUCAAGUGCAGUCCUGGAAAGAUCAUCACCGUCCUCAACGCCGUCUACGGCCGCAGUGACCAGAAGACCUGUCUGUCCAAGCGAGCCGAAGCUAACGUGGAAACCUGCUCGGUGGCGGUCGACAGCGUGGCGGAGAGGUGCAACAGGAAGAACAGCUGCUCGGUGGCGGCGAGGAGCGCGGAGAUCGGAGACCCGUGCGAGGGCACGUCCAAAUACCUGGUGGUGGACUACCUCUGCGAAACGAAUGUGGUGGGAUAAAAGCCCCACGUCACCACGGCAACACAGGUCCUCUCGGAUGGAACACACCCCGGCAGAACAACCACACGCGAGCGUACGUGGGCGGCGGCGUGCCGGCCGUGCGCUCGGCGGCGCCCCCUGCUGGCGCCCUGUACAGACAGCUGAUCCCAGCCUUUCCGCUGCUCUUCUCUCUCUCUCUGUUUCAUCCCCUUCUGUGAAAGUGGAGCGCUCUGCUGCGACUGCUUCAGUCUGGAUCUCUAAUAAACUUCACUGGCAUCCAAA
Salarias fasciatus (jewelled blenny) is the source of this 6153-nucleotide messenger RNA. RefSeq lists its product as uncharacterized. Bases 31 to 5892 code for a protein of 1953 amino acids. NCBI's taxonomy places the organism in Eukaryota, Metazoa, Chordata, Actinopteri, Blenniiformes, Blenniidae. Gene Ontology annotation, molecular function: carbohydrate binding. The transcript has 57 exons. The record is from RefSeq and is a predicted model, not a curated record.